AUGCACUACAUCCGCUUCCUCUCGAUCCCCCGGAUCCAAGUCGAUCGCGGAACCGUCCUGCUCAAAGCUGUAUUGACCAUCACGACGGAUCUGGGAGAAACGUUCUACCCCGAGGAUUUGGAGCUGGUCGCUACGAUCCGGGACCCAGAGCACGAUGGUGACAUCUACCUCCGCCGACGCAUCCCCUGGAAAGGCUCCACCGGCGCCAGAAGCGUGCCGGUGAAGUUCGACAUGUCGCAUCAAGACGUCGAAUGGCCGGCCUGCAUGCACGUCUCCGUCGCCAACACCAAGACUUCCCUCUCCAAGCCCACCGGUUUCUUGCCACCGAUAGUGGACGUCUGGUCGUCCACCUUGAAUCCGACAAAAGGCCACAUGACAGCCUCCCACCGCGUGCAACGUCGCUUCACGUCCUCAGCAGAGCGGGACCUGGUGCUUGAGGAGGACGCGGGGGAUAGUAUUGCCCGGCAUUUGUGGGAUGGGAGUCAGGUGCUUGCGCAGCAUUUUGAUCAGAUCAUCUCGCUGCAGACGCCUUCUCCUUUACCGCUUUUGGAAUACGUGCUUGUCAGCGCAACCUACCGACGACUGCACGUGCUAGAACUAGGCUGCGGCUGCGGAACCGUCGGUCUCUCCCUCGCGCAAGCAGUCCCGGAUACCGACGUAGUCCUCACAGACCUCCCCGACGUGCGGGAGUUGGUCGAGUCCAACAUCUCCCGCCUCAACCCCGCCAUGGCCUCUCGCGCAACGUUCCAGGCCCUGGAUUGGGAAACCCUCCUGCCCCCGACCAUCACGAACCGCACGAACGAUCUUAUCAUAGUGUCGGAAUGCACAUACAACACCGAUACCCUGCUUCACUUAACCAACACCCUAGCAGCCCUGGUGACGCGUUCCCCCAAAGCGAUUAUAGUGGUGGCGACGAAGACGAGACAUGAGAGUGAGGCGCAGUUCUUCGCCCUCAUGGCCCAAGCGGGCCUGAUUGAGGACGGGAGGACGAGGGUGAGGUUGCCGGGAUUGGUGGGGACGGGGUAUGGGGACGGAGCGACAGAUGUGGGACUGCAUGUUUUUCACGGGAAGAGUCAUCGGGUUAGUUUGAGUCCGCGGGGGAGCGAGGAGGGUGUCAUGCAGGUGAGGCCUGGGAGCGCGAGGAGUGGGAGGCGGAAGAGGGGGGAGGGGAGGAGCGAGAGUGAAUGA
Saxophila tyrrhenica is the source of this 1188-nucleotide messenger RNA. RefSeq lists its product as uncharacterized. Gene Ontology annotation, cellular component: cytoplasm; nucleus. Bases 1 to 1188 code for a protein of 395 amino acids. NCBI's taxonomy places the organism in Eukaryota, Fungi, Ascomycota, Dothideomycetes, Mycosphaerellales, Extremaceae. The record is from RefSeq and is a predicted model, not a curated record. The transcript has a single exon.